CAGGGCUUUCUCGAUGUCUGCGUGGCUUACUUCAAAUACUCUGGGACAUGCGCAGUGCUAGCCCUGAUUUGCUUCGCGGCUAGUGGAGCGUUCAUAGCCGGCCAGCUGUUCUGCAUCAAGGAAUGGUCAACCCUCAAGAUAAGCGAAACCGUCGACAACCACCCUUCUAGCCGAUUUAUCCUCCAGAGGCUAGCAGCCUUCUGCCUUGGAGAUGCACUGUGCAAGCUCGCCGGCGGUAUUCUGCUGUCCCGGGCGACAUGGCAUUGGUCCACCAAACUUCACAUCGACAUGCUGGAGAAGAUAGUGAGGAGUCCUCUCUCUUUUUUCGAUUCGACAGCUCGUGGGAGGAUCCUGAACCGUUUCACAGUAGAUCUGGAAACUAACGAUGUCCGCAUCUUCGUGGCUUACAAGCAGCUGCUCCAAAACAUCUUCUGCUUUCUGGGAAGACAGGUCGUCAUCGGAUCCCAGGCACCCAUCGUCUUUGGCAUCGCUUGCGUCACUGAGAUUUUUUUGGUGUUUGUGGUGCGCUACUGCUUACACGUCACAGUCGUAGGACGUUUUUACGAGAGCACAAGGUUGUCAAGAGUGCUGCAGCAUGUGACCGAAACAUUGGAAAACUUGGGCUCAAUACGAGUUUUCGGAGUUGUAGAACACUUCCUCGGCCUGUUUAGGCGACUCAUGAAUGAAUACGCCCGCGCAUUUCACUUGUUCAUCAUUUGCUACGCACUCACCCGCUUUGUGGUUACGCUCAGCGCCCAGAUUGUCCCAGUCGCCACCGCAUUCGUCGUCCUUGUUCCGGCACAGGGAGACGUUGCAUCUGCGGCCACCGUGGGACUCUCUCUGCUGUCGUCAUUGACGGUGCCUUUCGCUAUAACAGGAGUUUUUAUGGUCAUAUUUUGGAUGACCCAGGGCGAUGUAGCCUUCAAACGUGCACUCGAAUACACUGAGCUACCGGAAGAAGCAAUGGUAUCUGAAGACAACUGUUUGAGUGAGAACACUGAUUUCGGGUGUGGUGGAGUCUUCAUCAAGACGAAUUUUGAGCGUUGGCCUUGUCAUGGUGCAGUGGAGUUUCAUCAUUACAAUGCUUCGUACAGGCCGGGCAUAACCGAAGAUGCCAUAAAGGAUCUUUCAUUCAGUGUCCAGCCCGGAGAGAAGGUAGCUAUAGUGGGCAGAACUGGUGCUGGAAAGUCUUCUAUUAUACUCGCGUUGCUGCGUAUGAUUUCGAGCACAUCGGGUUCUGUCACCAUUGAUGGAAUUGACAUUUCUUGCGUGCCGCUAAGGACACUUCGCUCUGCAAUCAGCGUCAUUCACCAAGACCCAUCGCUGUGGUCCGGAACGCUGCGCGAAAAUUUGGACCCCGAAUGCUGCAAGUCAGAUGAAGAGAUAUGGACAGUUCUUCAAAGCGUAGACUUGAGUACAUUUGUCGAAAAAAGCGCCGGUGGCCUCUCUUUGGUCAUAGAAGAAAAGGGUGAAAACUUGAGUGUCGGCCAAUGUCAACUGGUGUCACUGGCCCGCGCACUGCUGAGAGGGACCAAAAUUCUUGUUCUUGACGAAGCCACAUCCCAAAUGGACCCCGAGACGGAUCGCAGGGUGCAAGCGACACUGCGAGUGAGCUUUGCUCAUUGCGCAGUUAUUACAGUUGCGCAUCGUAUUGAUACCAUACUGGAUUACGACAGGGUGGUCGUGAUGGGCGAAGGACGAGUUUUGGAAUAUGGACUGGUCCGGCAACUGCUCGCCGACCAAAGUUCUACCUUUCGUAGCAUGGUGCAAUGUUCUGGCAUAGACCCCGAUAUAAUAUUGCAGGGUUCACAGAUGAAAUAAGUCAACACUUAGAUUCACAAAACUAUGUUCACUGCCUCAAUUUAUUAUCCAAAAUUUAGCUCCUGCAGGUCGCUUAUUGUAACAAAAUUACCAGAUGUUCUUUAAGAGUGCACCUGCUGGCGUGCGUUGAUGGACUUUCAAAGUACAGUGGAAUAAAAAACGCUUAGUAUCGUA
This is a messenger RNA of Dermacentor andersoni, 1995 nucleotides long. RefSeq names its product multidrug resistance protein mrp-7-like. The record is from RefSeq and is a predicted model, not a curated record. Gene Ontology annotation, biological process: transmembrane transport. Gene Ontology annotation, molecular function: ATP binding; ATP hydrolysis activity; ABC-type transporter activity. Gene Ontology annotation, cellular component: membrane. Lineage: Eukaryota; Metazoa; Arthropoda; Arachnida; Ixodida; Ixodidae.